AUGUCGUACCAGCAGCCUUACGGUCAGCAGCCUCCUCCCCAGGGAUACUACCCUCCCCCGGGCGGCCAAUAUCCUCCUCCCCAGCCGAUGCAGUACCAGCAGCCCCCACCCCAGGAGGAGAAGAAGGACCGUGGCUGUCUGACCGCCUGUUUGAUGGCCAUGUGCUGUUGCUUCCUCUGUGAGGAGACCUGCGAAUGCUGUAUUGAUCAGUUUGCGAUUCGUGCGAAAUCCUCUCUUGGCAACUAUCUUCAUCAUUGUCUCAACCGGUCGCAAUCAUCCCGACCAACCUCUGCUACCGAUGGCCGCACUAUGUAUUACAAGAGGGAUUCGUUCCAGGCUACGGGCCAUGGCGGCUGGGCAAAUGCGGGCGGGAUAUUGGGAAUGAAGCGGAUUCAGUGCGCGCGUCGCUCAAUCAUCGGUUACAGACUCUCGGCGAUGCGACUCGGCACGUUUUCAUCGUCGUCUCGCCACGCCUGUCUAUCCCAGUUGCAGCUAGUUGCAGCAACUGUCACAUUCGGCUCGCACCCAUAUCGUGGUAUCACCCAUGGUAUUCGGAAUUCACGACGUGGACGCGGCCAAGAGUAG
Messenger RNA from Aspergillus bombycis, 585 nucleotides. RefSeq lists its product as uncharacterized. Lineage: Eukaryota; Fungi; Ascomycota; Eurotiomycetes; Eurotiales; Aspergillaceae. The record is from RefSeq and is a predicted model, not a curated record. The transcript has 5 exons. The coding region runs from base 1 to 585 and encodes 194 amino acids.